AUGCUGGCCAUUGACACCGUCUCUGCGGUGGGGUUCAGAGAUACAAGUCUCUCCAAGAUCAUGGAACCUGAUCUGCCCCAGCUGGCCAAUACUCGAAUCGCUCUCCUUCCUGAGGAUGCCACGCGGUCAGGACGACCCGGUCGUCAUGAAGAUGCCGAGAGAACCCGCGCCUCCAGUGAGAAUGCUCGACUGAACGGUGAACGGGGAGAAGGCUCCCAAGGCAGGGAUGACGCUCCUCUUCAGGUGGAAGAAAAGCCGGCCGGACCCAACACCACUCGGGAGUUGACUCUGCUGUCUCUCGAAGAUACCACCGAAUUGUUCAGGAAGAAAGUCGCCGAUGCGAGGCAGGAUACCGAACAUGCUCUUGCCGGUAGCGAAGCCGUCUCCGAUGCGGUCAGGCCCAAGCUCACCCUCGACCUGGGGCAUUCCAAUAUUGCGAGACUGCCCGAAAGUGUGGUCGAUCUGAUCAAAGCGGAAGUGGAGAGGCUGUCCUUAUCUCACAAUCAAAUCUGGCACAUUCCCCUGCGAUUUUCGGAAUGUUCCCAUCUCCGGUACCUGAAUAUACGUUCCAAUGUCUUCCGCGAGAUUCCUCGAGGAGUAUACAAGUUGAACCAGCUGGAGAUUUUGGAUAUCAGUCGCAACAAGGUUCGAAAGAUAUCAGGCGACAUCCGGAACCUCAAAUCUUUACGCGUGUUCUCCAUUGUGCACAACCGAGUGGAAGACUUACCGACCGAACUUUGUGAGAUGACCAAAUUGCAAAUAUUGAAGAUUGCCGAAAACCCGUUACGGUUUAAACUGAAAAAGAUUGUCGAAGCAAAAGAAUCCGAAGUGUCCUUCUCGGAAAUGACCGAUCACGAAAGAGAGACUGCCAUCACACUGGAGAUCAAACGAUAUUUGAGGGACCAGCACCCGGUGGUCACGGCCCUCGAUGUUGAGGCAUCUCUCGAAUGGGAAGAAAGCCCGAUGAACACACCAAAGCCUUUGAAACGAGUGCUGAGUAGUAGGUUUCCCGUCAUCCCGAGCACUGGCAAUGUGGAACCGGCAUCCGAAGGAAACAAAUCAUCCCCCACUCACGCCAACCCACCUCCCAUACCCACUCGUUCACAUUAUCGAAUGACUUCUGGAACUCAGAAUAUCGCUCUUCGACGGCCGGGAAUGGCACCAUUGAUGGGCCCGAAUAAUAAUGAACGGAAUCGAAGCAACAGUGAGAGCGUGCUGCAAGCAUCUGCGGCCGCUCGGCAGAAACGAAUGGGGAUGCUGCGAAAGGAAAAGCCGGAACUGGAUAGCAUCGAUGAACUCAAAGUGAACAGGAACAGUCAUCUCCGAGGAUUCAGUCAUGGCUCGGUGCUGAAACGGAAUGGGGUCUUAUCCUCACCCGGUGCAACGAGUUCGUCAAGUCCCAGCAGUCCAAGAGAUGUCCGAAGAAACCGGCUGGCCUUUGUGAAACGAUUGUCGAGCCUUCCGGAACACAAGGUCGAAAACGAAUGGAACAGUCCCGUCAUCGACGGUGCCAAAGGCAUUCUCUAUGCGCUCUAUCAAAUCCACCCACGCAUCUCGGGCAUCAUUGCCGCCAUCAGGGGAAAAGACAUUCGAAGAAGUACCCUCGAGUUUACUUUCUUCAACGCGUCAACUCACGUUGAUCGUCUCAACGAGGCAUUGGAACAAGCCGAUCUGGCUGACACGGAGGAUGAAGAUGCGCUCGAAAAGAUCGAAGCCACAGUUCGACGGGAUUGUGCGACUUGUAUCAUGGCGUACACGCAUGUGACGGCACAAUUGCGGGAUAAUGUGAAGAAAAUUGUGGCCGGGACGGAUGCUCGAUAUGUUCGCACCUUGAUGCUUCUUCUCUAUGGAAGUAUGAUGGAAGUCCGAAAUGCGAUUCGAAGCUUUGGAGCCGAAGCCAAGGUUACUCCAGGUCUCGGACAUCGAAGGCAGUUGUCCAGUGGAGAUACUCAUCCCAUCCAGACAAUCCCUGAAGAGUUCAGUACGCCUUCACCACCGGUUCGAGCUGCUACACCUCCCCCCGACGGAAGAGGACCUUCGAGACAAGGGGGGAGACUGCGCAGUGACACGGCCAUUCAACAUCCAGUGGCCGAAAAUAUUCCGGGACAUCAGCCGAAUGCUGCACAAGAUUCCAAUCCAGCUUCUCUCCCGACUCCCAUCCACCUGAUCGGCACCACAAUCAAUGGGACCAUAUCGACCGGCACCUCAUCCACAUGGUCCAAUAGGGGCACGCCGACCUCUACUUCCACCUCUACGAGCACGAGGUCCAGAUCAGAUUCACGCACCGCACCCAUGACGGACGGUCUGACAUCCUCAUCUGUCGCCAGUACUCCUCGUUCGGGCGAAGGAUUCAACCUUCCAGCACCGGCUCCUUAUGUGGGCCGCGUAAAUCCUUCGACUGGUCUCACCGACGCGCAAGAGGAAGCCGUGUUCGAACAGAUAUUCCUUGCUUUGACCCGGGCCUACGAUGCAGCUUUGCAUACAAUACCAAUCGCCAGAGCACAAUUUCUACGAUGUCUCGAAGCGGCCGACGAAAAUCGACAACCCAAACCCGUCCAUGAAUUAUGGUCGACUCUAGUAUAUCGAUGUAAAGUGUGCAUUGAAGUCAGUGAAGCACUCCAAACCAGACUGGUCAAUAUGCGUCUGAAAGAUCCUCACAUCCACGCGGUUGCCACCGGGAGUGGACGACAUGAUCCUUCAUUGUGGCUUCUCUGCAAGAAUUUCUUGAUGAGUUUUAUUGAGCUGCUCACGGAGAUGCGUGAAGCCAAAUCGCUUCGUCUUCUGUCACAAGAACUCAUUACGAUGUUACGACCUGUGCAAAAAGCCAGUCGAGAAGCGGGACGUUUGAUCGAGACCAGUCCAUGGAGAUAUUUGACCGACAGCGCCACAGCUGCAAUGCCACCACCCAGUGUGUUUAAUUCGAAUGCUAGUCAACAUACGACGGUUCAUGUGAAUGGGAAUGACGGUUCUAAUGGCACCGUGGUCAAUGGUAAUCUCUCGGGGUAUUCGACCUCGUCUCAGCUCAACAACCAUACCGUUCAAAAUCCUUUCCCGCCUCCACUGGGACCGGUCCCGCCGGUACCAGGUCCAUCAUCCGCCACCACACCAAGUACAGCCACCAAACAAAUGACCAAUGGUUCUGUCAAUGGAGUCAGUCCCGUUUCGGUCCCGCUACCUGCCACACCACUCUCUGCCGCUCUAGGUCCAGCAGCACAGGCAACGGUUCCGAUUCCUACGCCGGUGCCGAGUACACCGGCCAGUGCAUAUGGUGAUCAAUUUUUCAAGGGUGAUGUGUUUCAAAGAGCUGAUAGUCUGCUGAGCAUGCCUCAGGCUGGAACGGUGAAUUUCUUGAAUCGGCGGUGA
Molecule: messenger RNA, 3363 nt
Organism: Rhinocladiella mackenziei CBS 650.93
Lineage: Eukaryota; Fungi; Ascomycota; Eurotiomycetes; Chaetothyriales; Herpotrichiellaceae
Exons: 1
Coding region: 1-3363 (1120 amino acids)
Molecular function (GO): protein binding
Source: RefSeq, a predicted model, not a curated record